Molecule: messenger RNA, 1326 nt
Organism: Adineta ricciae
Lineage: Eukaryota; Metazoa; Rotifera; Eurotatoria; Adinetida; Adinetidae
Source: the annotation of a GenBank genome assembly
AUGAACGGCUCAAGUAUGACUCCGCCACCAAUAUCAGCCAUUGCUUCGAGCAGUGAUAAACUUUCUGGUCAAUUAAUUAUCAAAGCGCAAUUAGGUGAUGACAUUCGAAAGAUGAUGAUUCACAAUGAAGAUUUAACAUUAAAUGAACUCGUUUUAAUGAUGGAACGUAUCUUUGCCGGAAAGAUCUCCAAUUCUGAUGAAUUAACUAUAAAUGAUCUGACAGUGGCAUUACAUUUUCAUAAGAUUCUUCGUCUGUUCGUCUUAGUCAAUGGAAACGAACAAAUAAGUACGAAUUCAACAGAGAAUUCUUCACAAGAUGGCAGUUUGAUUGAUGCGAAAACGUUUCGAACGGAAUUGCAACAAAUUCGCAACUCAGUACAAACAAUUCUCGAUCGACUUCAACUAUCGGCAAGUCAAACAGUAGUAACAAACAAUCAAGAAAAGGAAACUACUGCUGUUCCACCGCCGGCUGUAGCUUCGAAUACAGCACGUGAUUUUGAUCCAUAUAAACAUUUUCAACAACCUCAACGUUCAAAUACGCCCGAUAGUAUUCGAUCAAAGUCGUCGACAUCGAAUAAGUUAAAUAAUAACGAACAGAAAUCUUUUCAAGCAAUAUCAUCCGCACCAACAAUUGACGCCCAAAAUCAAUUCCAAGCAUCAGAAUCGGCCGAUAAAAAUAAAACACAGGCAACGGCUUUUCAACAAAUGCCAACACCACAACAAUUCAUACAAACACCGUACGACGACCAACAACUCAAAGCUUCACCAUUCGGUGCACCACCUUCGACCUUUCCAGUGAUGCCACCAAUACCACCCAAUACUGGUAAUCAACAAUUUCCUAUACCGUAUCCACCAACAACAUUACAAAAUGCCAAUACAUCAUCAGCCUUUAAUACAGCAUCAGCACCACCACCAGUUGCACCACAAUCGGUUUUCAAUCCUAAUCCACUUGGACCUCCACCAACAACAUCGUCAUCAUCAUCGAAUCUUGGUCAACCGUCGGCAUUCAUUGGUCAACAGCAAACACCUUUAGCACCACCUCCCCAAGUAGGCGGUUUCUACGGUCAACAGCAAGCAUUAUUUCAACAAAGAGCUGGACCAUCAACUUUCAUUCCAAAUAAUGCUGCUAAUCCAAACAAUACACUUGGCCAAGGCCCACCCGGUCCACCACCGACCAGUUCAUCGCCAGCAACAAUCAAUCCGUCGUUCAUACAACCAACCCAAAUGCCUACUCCUCCACCUCUAGCAUCGAAACAGCCGUACGGUGGUUUUCCAGGUCAAAAUAAUUUUUACAAUCCUACUCAACAAUAUCCCAGACAAUCAUAA